AAAGACACAUGGAACGUUCUCCACAGGUACCUGGACUAUUUCCAUGUGAUGACUUAUGACUUCUAUAGCUCCUGGGAUGGAAAGACUGGGGAGAACAGCCCACUGUACAGUGACGGCAAUGCCUACCUCAGUGUUGAUUAUGCUAUGAACUACUGGAAGAGCAAUGGUGCCCCAGCUGAGAAGCUCCUCGUUGGAUUCCCCACCUAUGGACAUAACUUCAUCCUGCAGAACCCAUCAAACACAGCUCUCGGUGCACCAACAUCGGGACCUGGGCCUGCUGGACCUUACACAAAGGAGGCUGGGCUGCUCGCUUACUAUGAGAUCUGCACGUUCCUGGACUCUGGAGCCACCCAGGCUUGGGAUGCCCCCCAGGACGUGCCCUAUGCCUACAAGGGCAAUGAAUGGGUUGGCUACGACAACAUCAAGAGCUUCAACAUCAAGGCUGACUGGCUGAAGAAGAACAACUAUGCAGGUGCUAUGGUUUGGACGAUUGAUCUGGAUGACUUCACUGGCUCUUUCUGCAAACAGGGCAAAUAUCCCCUGAUCAACACCCUGAAGAAUGCUCUUGGCCUGCAAAGCAGCAGCUGCACAGCGUAUUAACAGUCCAGUCCUCAAGUCCCUGCAGCUCCUAGCGCUGGAAGUUGAAAUGGGUGUGUGAGCAUGAGCUGGAGUAGCAAUUCCAGUGGCUGUGGUGUGAGUGGCUUCUCUGCUGGUAAAGCCAUCCAGACUUACAAGACAAGAGCAGCUUGUACGAAUGUUUGAACAUAAAAAAAGUUAUUUGCAAAAUUUGUAGGCAGACCUUGUGAAUAAUACCAUCUGUUCCUGCUGCAACUGGGCAUGAAGACACCAGUUCUAUCACGGCAGACAGAACCUCUGAUCUGAUUCUGUGGAACAAUAACAAUUAAAUAAAGUAUUCUGCAAA
Molecule: messenger RNA, 922 nt
Organism: Oxyura jamaicensis (ruddy duck)
Lineage: Eukaryota; Metazoa; Chordata; Aves; Anseriformes; Anatidae
Product: acidic mammalian chitinase-like
Exons: 5
Coding region: 49-600 (183 amino acids)
Biological process (GO): carbohydrate metabolic process; chitin catabolic process
Cellular component (GO): extracellular region
Molecular function (GO): chitinase activity; chitin binding
Source: RefSeq, a predicted model, not a curated record